CAUGCUCUUAACUCUUGGCCAGACUUUGGGAGCUUCAAUCUUCCGUGAGCGACGUGUGAAGACGGUAGCGUCCUAGCGUCCUAGUCAGGACGAGGCGCCAUUAAUGAACAUGGCUCCUUGCAGAGAUGCGAGGCCCGAGAUAUGUGGGUUCCACCUUGACAUUUCGAUUGCCGCUGCCCCUCAGUCGACAGCCCUGUUAGCGCCUGAAGUGAUGAGAUGCUGCACAAGGCUUCCUGAUUGGAAGAUCCAAUCAGGAGAGCUAUGUCUGUUUGUGGGUUCUUCCCAGUGGGAAAGCAUCAUCGAGGCCACCUGGGCGAGCCACUUCACGACCUUUCUUUGGCCGGAUGCGGUCGGCGUCCAGGCCGAAGCAUCCAAUUGCACAAACAAGCUCCCCAGGCUGAGCCUGGAAGCGGUCCCAGGAGUUUCGGCAGAUCAGCCGCAUUUUCAGGCGUUGAGCCUCUGGUCCACAUUGGCUCGGAGGCUCCUUACUCCGAAUGUCUCCAGGAGCGAAGAUCCACUGAGCCAAUGUUACUGGCUGAUGCACGUGGAUGGCAGGAGCUACAUCAACAUCCCUCGCAUUGCUGAACGACUGGACUGUGUGGCAGGUUUGCAGCCGGAGUACUACGCUCUGAGCGCCAUGAUCGGAGAGUCCCGGGUGGGCCUGGCAGAUGAGUCCACCGGGUACGUCUUCGGUCGCAAGCUCUUGUUUCACCUGCAUUCCUCUGGCUGGGUGGAGAAGUGUGCGAGGGAGUUCUCCAACAGCGAAGAUGCCCAAGGAUUUGGCUGGACAUGGCCCUCAGGUUUCUAUGUUUCUCUUUGCCUUUGGUGGCAUCAGCGCUUAAGGUCCCAGCGGCUGGGCGACCCGCUGCAAGAAGUCCUCACUCGCUCGCUGCCUCGGGGCAGGGACAGUCCACUCCAUCGGCUGCGCAGUCUACACCCCUCUGGGCAUUGUAUCUUGUGUGCUGCGGCCAGCUCUCCGUCCAGCCUCCGUGAGAUCCAUCGUCGUGUGCAGAUCGCCAGCCCGGGGGAGAAGGAUGUGGCACGGGAUUCUUUGAGGGCCGAGGUGGGCUGCUUUGUGCACAGCCUGGCAGAGCCGGAAGCUCUUGCACCUCCUUGGAGCUAUCGAGUUGCACGGGCGAUCGCAAGGUGCCCGCUGAAGCUUGCCCUUGGUCAACAGCCUGAAAUAGGCGUCAGCAUCUUGAAGCAGGAGCUCCUCAGGCCUUCCUUGCCAAAGGGUGCCGCCGCGGCGUAUCUGCGAGGUAGGCGGAAGGAGCUUUGUAUUUUGAUGCCGGCCACGGAUGCGACACCGACGCAGGUGGACCGCGCGGUGGCAGCGGUGGAGACCUGGGCGAGGCGCUACUUGCCCAGUGCUGGAAGAGUGACCGGUCGCACUUUGGCCUUGUUGUACAGCCGACAUCCGCUUCUUGAAACUUGGAAGGACUUCACGUUGUCUCUGCACGGAGACCUGGACAUGCGACAUCCCAAGUUCAACGCGUUGCGUUUCGUGUACAUGUGGCUGACAUUGGCCACGCAUUUGGCGACCUACUGUGACUUCUGGAUGAAGGCCGACAUGGAUGCUUAUGUGAACAUUCCACGAAUUCGACAAGCCCUGCGGUUCAUGAACGCAUCGGAGAAGAUCUACGCCGGGGCCGUGACGUUCUCACACGGUCCAGGCUAUGAGACCUGGAACACCUUUGCACAUGGUAUUGGUUACAUCAUCAGCCGCGCAGCUCUGCGUGCAGCAGUGCCAGGCCUCCGAAAAUGUAUGGAUCAACUGCUACAAUUUCGCUUGGAAGCCAUUGAGGACAUGCUGCUGGGUGCUUGUUUGCGAAAGGUGGAGAUCUAUCCGCGCGAGCUUGGUCACAUGAUCUACAACUAUCGGAGCGGGCAAGUGCAGAGGGUUUUGGAGGAGAAGCCCUUGGUGACUCAUCGUGUGGAUGAAGACGAAAUGUACCGCUUGCACACUGCAGUUGCUGACGAGCCAAAGAUGGUCGAGCUUUCUCCCGAGGAGAAAAAGAUGCGUCACUGCGAGGAUCUCCUAGAGCCGGCAAUGUGCAUCAGACUUUUGUGUUUCUCAAACAAAUUGCUUUGGAUGUCCAGUUCGUUCAGGCCAUGAAGAUGCAAUUCUCACAUAAAUGCUUUUUUGCCCCGACCUGCUUGGCUUAGACAUGAGAACGGAGAGGGCGAGAG
Durusdinium trenchii is the source of this 2190-nucleotide messenger RNA. The record is from the annotation of a GenBank genome assembly. Lineage: Eukaryota; Dinophyceae; Suessiales; Symbiodiniaceae.